AUGCCACCCAAGGGAGGAAACGCGAAGAAAGAAAGUGGUAGAGCUAAGAAAGCGGAGAACGAAGAAAAGAAGAAAGCGGAAGAACAACGUGCUAAAGAUGCCAAAGAAGCAGAAGAGUGGAAAUCGGGAGCCAAAGGAUUAUCUAAAGGAGAGGUAGCAGCUGCGAAAGCUGCAGAACAAGCACGUAAAAAAGCCGAAAAAGAAGCUCUCAUAGCAGCAGAAGAAGCUUCCAUAUCAUCUAAACCUAAAUCAGCUCCAAAAGCCGGAUCAUCCAAAAAGAAACCUGCUUCAGAUACUUUGAAAGCUACAGGUACUGGUUUAGCUGGGUUCAGCGUCGCCGAUCCUUUAGGUUUAAGAAAGCAAGGUGUGGAAGAAGAACAAGUGACUGAAUUGAGCGCGACGGGUAUAGAAGAUAUGUUAGAAGCUUUAGAGGUUGUGAAUGCUAAAACGGAUAAAGAUGCGAUGGGUGCAAAGCGUCGUUUCAAAGCUGCUUUCAACGAAUAUCUGGAUAGAGAAUUACCCAAGCUUAAAGAAGAGCAUCCCGGAUUGAGACAAAAUCAAAUGAGAGACAUGUUGUUCAAACAAUUCCAAAAGGCUCCAGAGAAUCCUUUCAACCAAGCACAGGUCGCGUACAAUGCCAACAAGGAAGAAAAAGUCGGCGCUUUGCAAAACAUCAUGGAUGCCAGAGAGGCAAAGUACAAGGUCGAUUCGUAG
Messenger RNA from Tremella mesenterica DSM 1558, 714 nucleotides. RefSeq lists its product as uncharacterized. Gene Ontology annotation, cellular component: nucleus. The record is from RefSeq and is a predicted model, not a curated record. Lineage: Eukaryota; Fungi; Basidiomycota; Tremellomycetes; Tremellales; Tremellaceae. Gene Ontology annotation, molecular function: transcription coactivator activity. The transcript is spliced from 7 exons. Gene Ontology annotation, biological process: transcription by RNA polymerase II. Bases 1 to 714 code for a protein of 237 amino acids.